Messenger RNA from Chara braunii, 1862 nucleotides. NCBI's taxonomy places the organism in Eukaryota, Viridiplantae, Streptophyta, Charophyceae, Charales, Characeae. The record is from the annotation of a GenBank genome assembly.
GAGGCGAGAGGUUGUGUAUACGUGUUAGUAUCACCAUGGCAUAGGCAAACGUACGUGGGUAUGACGGAGAGGGACCUGAUGAGAUGCUGGGGAGAGCAUUUGAAUUGUAUUAAGAAGGGAGGAACGAAACGGGGAAGGAUUAUGUACAAUUGGUUGGGGAAAGUAGGUUUUGAAAAGUACGUGGCGAUACCCGUGUAUUUCUGUAGGGAUAGGGCCGAAUUGGAAGUUGUAGAAAGAACUCUGAUUAGGACAUGGUCGCCGUCCCUGAACACGAGGGGCGCGAAGAAGAAGACAAGGAAGCGACGAAGGAAAGGGAAAAAGGAGAGACGAGGACAAUGGGUAAGAAAGGUUGGGACCAUGGGAAACAACAUUGGACAGGAAGGGAAGAUAUUGGAGUUGCGGACAUUCAGCGGCUCGCCUGCCGUGCGGAUAGUGGAUUUUUUGAGGAAUAUGGUUAAGCAGUCGCAUGGUACUGGAGUUGAGGUGUUGAGCAACGGAGGGAAGACAUGGUCAGACGGUUGGCGCGUAGUACGUAGGCUUUUUGGCGGGACAUGCAUAGUCGUGGGAAGAAAAACGAGACCAUUAAGGAAGUGUAAGAGGCUGUUGGAAACCGAGGGGCGAUUGGUGAUGCGGGAUGUGGUGGAAGCAUUACCGAGGACAUUGAAAAUGAAGCAGGACCUGAUCGGCAUGUUCAAGAAUAAAAGGAAGCGGAAAAGGUUAUUUGAGAAGACGGUGGAUGAGUUGGUGAGUUAUUAUGGCGCUGCGAAACUGUUUUCGGAGAAGGGAAGCAGAACUAGGGCACGAAGAAUGUUAUCUGACGUGUUUAGGAGGAAGUUUGGAAUGAAUGUUAGGAGACGGAUCAUAGUGAAGGUCGAGUAUGAUGAUAGGGUAAGGAAGAGCGAGGUGGUGCGAUUAGUACGGAGUGGCGUGGGGAGACUACAAUUGACUCGGUCUGUGGUGGGAAUGGUACGAAGACGCGCCCGCGUUGUAUGGACAAGGAGCCAGAACGUGGGUGAGAUCCUCCAUAAUCACCGUCGCUACGCGGCGGAUGGGGUCUUUGGGUGCACUUGCAUCGAUAUGUCCUUCCCUCGAUUGGGAGGGCACGUCCAUUUCCGCCUGGGAGAGUUGACUGAGUGCCCUGACAUUGCCCGGAAUGCUAAGAAUGUGCCGAGGGAUGGUGGUAACGGUGUGUUGACCAGAUUGGCGAAAGAGUUGUCAAAUGCGGUGGAUGACGUGAGUUGGUUAGGGAAGGAUGUCGGAAAGAUCAGUUUCUCGCUGGAGGAAGUCGGGCGCUGUGUAGGAAGAUCCGGAGCGGACACCUCUGGUGAUCUGACGACAGUUAGACAACUAGCAGCGAGACUGGAUGGACUGGUGCGGACUCCCCUGGAUAGGAAUCCAGGGGAUAAACUUGUGAUGUGUCCGUUUGUAUAUGGGGAAGCGAUGAAGGCAACUUUCGUGGAAAAUGAUGGUUACGAGGUUUGUGAGAGGAAGGAGGGGGUAAUUCUCAGUGAAAUCCGAGGGGAAUUUUGAAAACGGAAAUUUCACCGGCUGGGUAAAUGGGAUGCCGAGGGGAGAUUCGAGAAUGCUGCCUUGCCUAAGCAUAAGGAUACGGCAAAGUAUAGGCCGAUCUGUCCAACGUACAGCGAACCUAGCAACGGUGUGUGUAGGAAGAUAGCGCUUGUGGUCAACGGGAUGCUAUUUGCGCUGCCAGAAAGUGGACACUUCAAUCUGAAAUCGAUCUGUGGACUGCGACCUCGUCUGACAAUGAGCAAUCGGAGGAUGAGAAGAGUAGGGAAGUACACAGGCGUGCUCGUGGGCUCUUACUAUAUUAAGGAUAUGUUUAGUAAAUUGCCUCACGAUGC